Molecule: messenger RNA, 1308 nt
Organism: Vespa mandarinia (Asian giant hornet)
Lineage: Eukaryota; Metazoa; Arthropoda; Insecta; Hymenoptera; Vespidae
Source: RefSeq, a predicted model, not a curated record
AUAUACAUAUAAUUUAUAACAGGACAUUUACAAAGAACUUACGUCAGUAUUAUAAAUUUUAAUAAAAUACUAAAAUAAUCAAUUCAUUGAUCAAAGAAAUCAUAAAGUAUUAUCAAAAUGUUAAUACAAUUUGUAAAAGUAAGCUUUCAGAAUCAAUCCAAAAAGAUUUUUUCAUCGAGACAGACAAAUCUUUACAACAUACUCCUUUCAAGCAAUAGGAAAGCAUCAUCGAAAGAAAAAAUUGUAGAUGAUGAAUGUUCAAACGAACCUAUCAAAUAUUCUACAUCAAAAGCAUCAAUUUGGCUUGCUUCCCAAACGCGUCAACCUCAAUCUAAAAGACAUCCAUAUGAAUCUAAUGUUAUAACAAUUAGUAUAAUCAUUUUUAUGAUUUAUUUCUUUAUUUUAAGAGAAGAGAACGAUAUAGAUCUAUCUCUUAAUAAACCGCUGUCAGAACUUGUACCUAAUAUUAACAAAACAACUGCACUAUCUUCCAAGAGAUUAUAACUGUAAAUAUUGUAUUGUAGUAAUCAGUUUUUAUAUGUAAUUGAAUUCUUUGAUUCAUUCAAUUAUAUAUUAUUUCUUUUUUUUCUUAAAUUAUCAAUUAAAUAAAUAGUUAAUUAUUGAACUUAUAUAAAUAGAUUUAUUCCAAUAAACUCGGAAGGAUUUUCUGUUUAACAAACAUAUAAAAUAGUAAAAAUUUCCUUAUUACAUAUUGGACUUUAUAUUGAUUUGGUUUUUCCAAUAGGCAAUUGUACUACAAUGGAUAUAUUAAUCGUCCCCAUAUUAUACUGUUCAAUAUUUCACUCCAUUUAAUAGAUGGUUGAUAAGCUAUGGUGUCUAUAAUACAGCUUUUCCAUGUUCGACCCCAUGAAGAUUUGACCAUUGUCAUCCAUAAAGUUAUUGUCAUAUUAUUCUUUGACUGUUGUGAAUGUAAUUUAAUAUAAAUGCUAUCUAAAAUUUCAAAUAUUAACAAAAUUUUUGAAACCAAAUGUAUGUUAUUAUACAAUAUAAGUAUAAAUAUUAUUAAUUACUUACUACGUGUGCAAUAAGAAUUAAAUAACCAUCUAAUAAAUGCAUAGACAGGUGUAACUUGAAAAUAAAAUCUUAAUCUAGCUAGAAGUCCACUAAAGCCAGUCAGCAAAAGUCUAAACUGAAUUGUAUAAAUAUCAAAAUAUUAGUAAUCACUAGCGAAAUAAUAACACUAAUAAAAAUCAUUUAUUUACCGUAGUAAAAACUGUAUAAUAUACCCAUGUUGUCGGUGCAAGAAAUAGGAGAAUGGUAAAUAAUAAAGUACCCACAAAUAGUUGA